GGUAACCAAAUCCGUUCGGUUCCGCCUGAAACUGAUUCCAGGAUCGAAUUCCUGGCAUUUCCCGGCAGGUUUCCUGCGGGUUUUCAUCGGAAACUUACAGGAAUACUGCUGCAAGAAUCAUCGAUUUGGGCUUUGCAGAAUCAAGUAUAGGACUAAAACAAACACAAAAAAGAUUGGUUUUAUUUUUAUUUAAGUUUUGAUAAAGAUCUCAAUGAAUUCAGAGCUAAAUUAGAUGAAUUUUAUCUUGUCAAGAUAUGAUCUUAUGAGUUGAUGGUAUAUUGAUACAACACUUGGUGAUUAUGACACUCUGACGAAUUCAAAAAAGAUUUGAUAAUGAACUAAAAUGAAAAACUCAAUUACCUAGAAAACAUAUUGAAAUGUAGAAAUUUGAUUUAGAUAUGCCACCAAAAAUACAAGAAAUUUUAUCCGAAAAUGACGAUGAUUUAGUUACAUCAUUCAAUACAAAAUCCGAUGAAUAUUAA
Molecule: messenger RNA, 482 nt
Organism: Adineta steineri
Lineage: Eukaryota; Metazoa; Rotifera; Eurotatoria; Adinetida; Adinetidae
Source: the annotation of a GenBank genome assembly